CUCCAAGUAGGAGGUAGAUAGGUACCAAGGUCGAAUCACCUCAAUCACCAAUCCUCAAUAUUAGGUUAGGUACCUAUUGACCCAUUACGUACCUCUCUUUAGAGGCAUCUCUUUAGUGUCUCUUUUGUAUACCAACUUUAUUUAAGUCUUCAGAUAUUCUCUCCCCUUUUCAAUAAUCACCAGGUACCUAUUUCAUCAGGUACUUAUUUCAAUACAAGAUGAAUCCUCGUCAAGCGUAUGCCCCAACGCCCCAUAGCUAUGUUCCUAAUACCGCUCUAUCAGCUACAAUAAAUCUAGAUGAGGAAGUAAAGCUAGCAGAAACUCGUGCCGAGAGAGAUUUACAAGAUUCUCUCGCCGAAAUCUUUUCUAUUAUUGUCACCCUAGAUGAACUAGAGAGGGCAUUUCUCAAAGAUGCUAUUCCCGAAGCCGACUAUACUGAGAUCUGUGAACGAUCGCUUAAACAGUAUAAGUCAAUACUGGCCGAUGAAACCGUGGCUAAAGCUUUCGUGGGUCUCGAAGAGUUCAAGGCUGAAUGGGACCUUGAAGUUCCCCGGGCGACGGAGAGACUUAGAGUGGGCAUGCCGUCUACUGCUGUUACUGCAUCAACAGGCGCUGCCCAACCAUCUGCUUCCGGAAAUAACAAGUCUGGCGCUCUCAUCCUCGAAGCAACGCAGGACUUUAUUACCUUCCUAGAUGCCUUGCGCCUCGGGCUUCUGGCAAAGGAUCAAUUACAUCCUUUACUAACCGAUGUUAUCCAGAGCGUCAACAAAGUUACUGACCGAGACUUUGAGAAUCGUGGUAAAAUUGUCCAGUGGCUUAUCACAUUAAACCAAAUGAAGGCGACCGAGGAGUUGAGCGAACAACAGGCCAGGGAGCUAGAGUUAGAUAUCAACUCAGCAUAUUUGGGCUUUAAGAAUACACUGAACUAAGAUUUCCACGGCAGAGCUAUGGGAAUCGUAAUGGAUAUCGCGUCGUUUUGUCAAUGAUAUAAGCAUUGAGAUAACACCGAUUCAUUUUUGAACGACUGAUGACUUGAUGACAUCUGAAAGAUGCUGAGAAGAUGCUGAGAAGAUGUGGGCCAUAGGAUCCCGUCUUUUAAGUUUUACUGGUUAAUUGACCUAAAGAGACCCACUGAUAGGGCGCAGGUCUGUCA
This is a messenger RNA of Daldinia caldariorum, 1153 nucleotides long. Its product is annotated as ESCRT-1 complex, Vps28 subunit. Gene Ontology annotation, biological process: protein transport to vacuole involved in ubiquitin-dependent protein catabolic process via the multivesicular body sorting pathway. The record is from RefSeq and is a predicted model, not a curated record. The transcript is spliced from 3 exons. Bases 219 to 929 code for a protein of 236 amino acids. Gene Ontology annotation, molecular function: protein-containing complex binding. Gene Ontology annotation, cellular component: ESCRT I complex. Lineage: Eukaryota; Fungi; Ascomycota; Sordariomycetes; Xylariales; Hypoxylaceae.